Molecule: messenger RNA, 666 nt
Organism: Parnassius apollo (apollo)
Lineage: Eukaryota; Metazoa; Arthropoda; Insecta; Lepidoptera; Papilionidae
Source: the annotation of a GenBank genome assembly
AUGCUGGUGACCUAUUUGGAAGCCAGCCGGGACCUUUGCGAGACGGACUCAAUUCUCUUUGGCGCCGCACUGGCAGUCUGCCGUAUUAUAGGCGCCAAACUUUCCACGGCUGGACGCACUAUUGGACAAAGUAGUGCUAUCCCAGCCUGGAGAAUAAGAAUUGAAGAACGUAUCGCAAAGGCUAGGGCCCCCAUCGGCAGACUGAUUUGCUUCAAGUCAGGCAAUACCAGGCAAAGGAUUGUGCGCACCGUCAGGAUGGCGUUUGCUGGCACAAAUGUUAGUUUGUCCCAGCCGGAUAUAAUGCAAAAACUGACGGAGCGCAUAGAUGACCUGAAGCAGAGAAUCGCUGCUUGGGGAAAGCGGAUUCGGCGAUAUAUCGAGAGGUUGACACGGUUCAAUCAGAAUCGUUUCUUCCAGAGUGAUCAGAAGAGGCUCUAUAAAUCAUUGGAGCGUCCAAUGGUAAGUGGAACGGGCCCAGUACCGAAUCAGGCCGACACGAUCGCAUUCUGGUGCAGCCUGUGGUCAGAGCCUGUAAACCACAACGACGGCCCUUGGACGGAAGUUGUGGCGAAUCAGUGUGCGGGUAUUACGCCCAUGGACCAAAGUGGUGAAACGCAACCGUCGGAACUUUUCCGCCGCCUGGAUAGAUUACAGAAAGGCAUUUGA